Molecule: messenger RNA, 849 nt
Organism: Amphibalanus amphitrite
Lineage: Eukaryota; Metazoa; Arthropoda; Thecostraca; Balanomorpha; Balanidae
Exons: 1
Coding region: 1-849 (282 amino acids)
Molecular function (GO): protein dimerization activity
Source: RefSeq, a predicted model, not a curated record
AUGACUCUGGUGUCUCUACAGAUGGCGCGCACCAUUCUGGCUCCUCUGGAUCGGCUGAAUCGACGUCUCCAAAGUGCUACGUGCACAGUAUCUGACAUGCUUCAAUGUGUGAAGCUGACGAAAGAAGCAGUAGCCAGCCUUCGAGAAACAGCUGACGAAAAGAUUGAAGAGUUUUUGAAGAUGGUGGAGACGAGUGGAGCCGCACUGGAGCCUGUGGCGCUGCCCAGACGAAGGAAGCCGCCUGCUCGACUGACGGGAGAUGCCGCUGCGCAGCACCCAGGAUCAGUUGGCGAGUACCUCAGAAGGGAGUACUUCGCCAUCCUGGACUACACGGCCGUACAGCUAGAUGAGCGUUUCGACCAGCCUGGGCUGCGUGACCAUGAAAAGAUGGAAAGUAUGCUUCUGUGCGACUUCAGCAGGACAAGCAUCGACGGUCGACUCAGCGGAUCUCCCUGGAAAGGGGACUUCAGUGCCGAUGAUCUGGCGGCGCAGCUUGCAGUAGUGUUCAGACGUCAGAGGCCCUCUCAUCUCGCUGAAGCUGCAUCCAUCCUACGCAGCAUGGAUCGAAACGCUCGGGAGAUGUUUCCGGAAGUUGUGAAACUGGUGCGACUGUUGAUGACCCUCCCAGCCAGCUCUGCCACUGCUGAACGGAGCUUCAGUGCACUGAGAAGGCUCAAAACGUGGCUCCGAUCGACGAUGACGCAAAGGAGGGUGAAUGCAGCAGCGGUGUGCCAUGUUCACCGUCAACGGCUGGACAGGACAGAUCCCAGCCGCGUGGCGGACAUAUUCGCCAGCCUCAACUCGUCCCGACAAAGGGUGUUCGGUUAUGGAAAGCGCGGACUCCACUGA